Molecule: messenger RNA, 1450 nt
Organism: Aspergillus homomorphus CBS 101889
Lineage: Eukaryota; Fungi; Ascomycota; Eurotiomycetes; Eurotiales; Aspergillaceae
Product: enoyl-CoA hydratase/isomerase family protein
Exons: 5
Coding region: 308-1237 (309 amino acids)
Source: RefSeq, a predicted model, not a curated record
CUGGUGUUCACAGUCGACUACUCCUAAGUAGAUAUGAUCGGGUGCAACCACAUGUCAAACACCAAACAGCAGUCGGCGCUAGCCUCACCCAAGGUCCACUGCCUCGGCUAUUCCAUCCACACCCGUCGAUAUGCGGAUUACUAUAUCAUCCAACUCAUCUCUAUGCAUCAUCCUUUGAAUUCCAGAUCUUGUUGAUGAGAAUAUCAGAGUAAAUUCAGGCCACGGUACGGUGCUUGCUGCGGGGUAAAUGACUGAAAGUACCAACCUCAAGAAGAGCUAUCUUGUGACUACAAACCACUGAUCCAAAAUGUCCACCAUCACCAUCCCGACGUCCUACGAGACUCAACCCACAAAACACAUCAAACUAUCCCACCAUCCAGCAGAAACCUCAACCGCAACCCCGGUCAUCAUCGUCGCCCUGAACCGACCCGAAAAACGCAAUGCGUUCACAGGAGUUAUGGCCACCGAGCUGGAGUGGGCGUUCACCACCCUCGACCGCGACGAGCGCGUCAAAGUCAUCAUCCUGACCGGCGCGGGCGACACCUUUUGCGCAGGCGCGGACCUGGAGAUCGGAUUCCCCAAUAACAAGCAGGAAAGACCCAUUGACCAUCGCGAUAGUGGCGGCAAGGUCGCCCUUGCCAUCCACCGAUGCCGCAAAACCACGAUCGCCGCCAUGCAAGGCUCCGCCGUUGGAGUCGGCAUGACCAUGACUCUCCCCGCCACGAUCAGACUAGCCCACCAAGGAAGCAAGUACGGCUUCGUCUUCGCCCGCCGCGGAAUCACCAUGGAAUCCUGCUCGGCGUAUUUCCUGCCCCGCCUGAUCGGAUACUCGCGCGCCAUGUAUCUCGUGUCCACGGGGACCGUGUUCGACCCCACCGCUGCGCAUUUCAACGGGCUCUUCGCCGAGACGCUCCCGCAGCGGGAGGAGGUGCUCGCGCGGGCAUUGGAACUGGCGGACGAUAUCGCGCAGAAUGUGAGCCCGAUGGCUGCGGCCUUGAAUCGCGCCCUGAUGUGGCGGGGGCCGGAGUCGGCUGAGGAGGCGCAUCUGUUGGAUUCGAGCAUCUUGGCUCACAUGUUUGGGUCUGAAGACCAGAGGGAGGGGGUUCGAGCCUUCCUUGAGAGAAGGAAGGCCAAUUUCCGUGCCACCUUGGAGGAACAUGGCCCGGAUAAUUAUCCAUGGUGGGCUGAGGUGCAGAUUGAGCGUAAGCCAAGUGUGGUCGAAGGAUCCAAACUGUAGGUCGCUUGUAUAGGAGAAGGACGGACCAGCACUGUACUCAAACAAAGGUAGAAGAAUAACAAGGCAGACUAUAAAUUCGAGAAGGGAAAAGAGAAAAAAUCCAUUUGAAUCGCUCAGCAGGUACUCAGUACUUAUACAAUCAAUCAACAGACUCAGGAGUCUGCAGGGAGGACGAAACCAAAUAAAAAAAUGCCUAGUAUGAAGGGUCCAUGC